This is a messenger RNA of Triticum turgidum subsp. durum (durum wheat), 2040 nucleotides long. The record is from the annotation of a GenBank genome assembly. Lineage: Eukaryota; Viridiplantae; Streptophyta; Magnoliopsida; Poales; Poaceae.
AUGCAGAUGCAGACCAUCACCCUCCGCGCCGGCCCCUCCGCCCACCGCCUCGCGCCGCCGCCGGCGUCGGCCAGCUCCUCGAACCUCUCCGCCGGCCGAUGCUUCCUCCUGCGGCCUCCCCACUCCCGCUGCCGGCGGCCCCGCUCCAUCAGGGCCUCAGCUUCCCUUGAGCAGGAGGUCAAGGAGCGCGCCGACUCCCCGUCUCCGUCUGGGACUAGUAGUCAAGCAACUAGAAGAGAUGUGAGAAAUAUUGCAAUUGUUGCUCAUGUUGAUCAUGGGAAGACAACUUUGGUGGAUUCAAUGUUAAGACAAUCCAAGGUUUUCCGAGACAAUCAAGUUGUGCAGGAAAGGAUAAUGGACUCUAAUGAUCUGGAGAGGGAAAGAGGAAUUACUAUACUGAGCAAAAAUACAUCAAUAACCUAUAAGGGUACCAAAAUCAAUAUAAUUGAUACUCCUGGGCAUUCAGAUUUUGGUGGGGAGGUGGAACGUGUUCUCAACAUGGUGGAAGGAAUUCUCCUAGUGGUUGAUUCUGUGGAGGGACCUAUGCCACAAACAAGAUUUGUUCUGAAGAAAGCUCUAGAAUUUGGACAUGCUGUUGUGGUAGUUGUAAACAAGGUUGACAGACCUAUUGCUCGUCCAGAGUUUGUAGUUAAUUCAACGUUUGAGCUAUUUAUCGAAUUAAAUGCAACAGAUGAACAGUGUGAUUUCCAAACAGUCUAUGCAAUUGGCCUCAAAGGAAAGGCUGGGAUCUCCGCAGAUAAUCUGGCUGACGAUCUUGGACCCCUUUUUGAGGCUAUUCUUAGAUGUAUACCUGAACCACACAUUGAGAAAGAUGGUGCCCUCCAAAUGCUUGUAACUAGUACCGAAUAUGAUGAACAUAAAGGAAGGAUAGCAAUUGGACGACUGCAUGCAGGAGAACUAAAACGAGGCAUGGAAGUGAAGGUGUGUACACCAGAUGAUGCUUGUAGAAUUGGCAAAAUAGGUGAGCUUUUUGUGUACGAGAACUUCGGACGCGUUCCAGUUGAAUCUGUUAGUGCUGGUGACAUUUGUGCUGUAUGUGGAAUCAAUGAUAUCAUGAUUGGGGAAACUAUAGCUGAUAAAGUUUCUGGAACAGCGUUGCCCACUAUCAAAAUUGAGGAACCAACAGUUAGAAUGUCUUUCUCCAUCAACACUUCACCUUUUGUUGGAAAAGAGGGGAAAUUUGUCACUAGCCGAAAUCUUCGUGAUAGGCUAUAUCGUGAGCUUGAAAGGAACUUGGCUAUGAAAGUAGAAGACGGGGAAACUGCUGAUACAUUUCUUGUUAGUGGCAGAGGCACACUGCACCUCACCAUAUUGAUAGAGAACAUGCGGAGGGAAGGAUAUGAAUUUAUGAUUGGACCUCCAAAGGUCAUAAACAAGACAGUAAAUGGAAAGCUAUUGGAGCCAUAUGAGAUCGCUGCUAUAGAGGUUCCAGAGGAAUAUAUGGGAUCAGUUGUCGAGCUAUUGGGGAAAAGGCGCGGACAAAUGCUUGACAUGGAAGCUAGUGGGCCAGAGGGAACUUCAUUGCUGAAAUACAAGGUUCCAACCAGAGGCCUCAUUGGGCUCCGGAAUGCAAUUCUAACAGCUUCUAGGGGCAGAGCUAUACUUAACACAAUCUUUGACAGCUAUGGCCCGUGGGCUGGAGAUAUUAGUUCACGUGAUCAAGGCUCAUUGGUGGCAUUCGAAGGUGGAAGUACUACUUCUUAUGCUUGCGUUAAUGCACAAGAAAGAGGUAUACUAUUUGUCAAACCAGGGCAGGAUAUUUACAAAGGCCAGAUAGUUGGUAUCCAUCAGCGUCCAGGUGAUUUAGCACUUAAUGUGUGCAAGAAAAAGGCUGCAACUAAUGUCCGUUCCAACAAGGAAACUACAGCACCUGGGGUUACCAACCCAAUUCCUUUUCAUCAGAUUAUCUUUGGUAAAGAUGACUUCUUUGUGGGCGAACCACAUAAAGAUCUUGAUGCGGAGUGGAACUUUAAUCUUCCAUAUGUGCAAAGACCUCGACAAUGGCCCGGCGUCAAUUAA